Molecule: messenger RNA, 5487 nt
Organism: Notolabrus celidotus (New Zealand spotty)
Lineage: Eukaryota; Metazoa; Chordata; Actinopteri; Labriformes; Labridae
Product: probable ribonuclease ZC3H12C
Exons: 7
Coding region: 325-3171 (948 amino acids)
Cellular component (GO): nucleus; cytoplasmic ribonucleoprotein granule
Molecular function (GO): mRNA binding; RNA endonuclease activity; metal ion binding
Source: RefSeq, a predicted model, not a curated record
UGGGUGUUGCUAACCGCCGGUUAAUUCCGAAGAAGAAGAAGAAGACGCAGAUAAAGACGUAGAAGAAGACGAUGACGAACGUUGAAUCUUCUAGCUGUGAACCCGGAAGUCCCGUCGUGUCCGCUCCAGCUCGACGCACCUCGGCUGGGUCACGCUGCAAACCAGCCGGAUGUUUUGCGUCGCCAGUAUGUGAAGGGAGCAUUGUCUCAUAUUCUCACAAAGCGCACCGUGCAACUCCAGCAGCGGCUCUGACCAGGCACCAAUGAGUCCGUCUUUGUGAGAGGGCAGCCUUCCCCCGGUGUACUGGAUGUCUGUGACAGAUCCAUGGGCCAGAAGGACCAUGUGGAGGCAGGAGCAGGCCACAUCCUUGACCUGUGUCUGGACUUGGAGUACCUCCACGUAGCGGGGAGCGACCGGCAGGCUGGCGGCGGCGCUGACGGGCCCCCUGCUAUGGAGGAGCAGGGGGAGACCUCCGGCAACAGCAGCACCGCCAAUUCCCCCCCUCCUCCAGCUCAUCAGGGUUCAGCGGAGGAAAAAGCCGGGUCCGAUGUGGAGUGUGAUGCGGCGUCAUCUCCCCUGGACCCGGAUGGAGGAGAGGGCGGGUCCACUCACAGUAAGAACACCCACCAGCCGCUCUGUCGGACCCAGUGUGUGGACUUAGGCAGUGAAGGUCCUCCUGAGCCCCCAACGGAGCAUGAACCUGACACCCCUGCCCAGAGCGCCCAACCUGAGCCUCCAUCAAACCCAGCUCCAGCAGAGCAAGCGUCUGAACCGGGCGGGAAGGAGUACCAGGCGAAGCUGGAGUUCGCCCUGAAACUGGGCUACUCCGAGGAGACCGUGCGGCUCGUCCUGUCCAAGCUCGGCCCCGACACGCUCAUCAACGACAUCCUGGGAGAGCUCGUCAAGCUGGGCAACAAGUCGGAGAGCGAGCAGCCGACUGCAUCGCUCGCAUCCACGUCCUCUUCUUCAUCCACCUCUUCUUCAUGUGGGUGCUCGGAUCUGCUGGACAGCCAGAGAUCAGACUCACCGUGUCCGUCAGAGUCCGUGUGUGACCAGGACAACCUACGGCCCAUCGUGGUGGACGGAAGCAACGUGGCCAUGAGCCACGGCAACAAGGAAGUGUUUUCCUGCCAGGGCAUCCAGCUGGCUGUUGAUUGGUUCCUGGAGCGUGGUCAUCAUGACAUCACGGUGUUUGUGCCUGCGUGGAGGAAAGAGCAGUCUCGCCCUGACGCCCCGAUAACAGAUCAGGAGAUCCUGCGUCGCCUGGAGAAGGAGAAGAUCCUCGUCUUCACACCUUCACGGCGGGUGCAGGGACGGCGGGUGGUCUGCUAUGACGACCGCUUCAUCGUGAAGCUGGCGUAUGAGUCAGACGGCAUCAUCGUGUCAAAUGAUAACUACAGAGACCUCGCUAAUGAGAAGCCUGAGUGGAAGAAGUUCAUCGACGAGCGGCUGCUCAUGUACUCCUUCGUCAAUGACAAAUUCAUGCCCCCAGACGACCCUCUCGGCCGCCAUGGCCCCAGCUUAGACAACUUCCUGAGGAAGAGGCCUGUGAUGCCCGAGCAGAAGAAGCAGCCUUGUCCAUACGGAAAGAAGUGCACUUACGGGCACAAGUGUAAGUACUACCACCCAGAGAGAGGAGCUCAGCCUCAGCGUGCCGUGGCAGACGAGCUGCGCGCCAGUGCCAAGACCUGUGUCACCACCAAACACCAAGCAGACUCCGGGCUGGUGAAGAGCCACAGCGUUCCAGCUGGCAGCAUCGACGCGAAAAAAGGUGCACCCAAAAGACAGUCCGACCCGAGCAUCCGCGCUCUGUCGUACAGCGACGCCGAGGAAAAGCUGCUGGCUAAAGGGAGGCUGGAGAGCCAGAAGAGCGGUCUGUGCGGCGGCGGCAGUAGCAGUGGUUUCAGUGGGAGUUUCAGUAUUCCUCCAGCCCCUGGAGGAGGACCUCCAUCUGGUCUGAGCCUUCAACAGGAGCAGCAGUCCAGAGCCGCCACUCCCCAUGCUCUACCAGCUCCAGGCCAUGACCUCUACCCUCACUGUGAGUCUCCAGACCUGAGCUACUACUCAGUGACUCGUGCGUACUCCGGUCUGAGCCUCUCCUCCAGACGGAGUCCAGACUGUCGCUUCCCCAACGACACAGACCUGCGUCUGGGCUCCAUGGGCUCCAUGGGCUCAGCCGGGUCCGAGUGCGGCAGUGAGAGCAGUGUGAGCUGUGGCAGCAGCUGUGACUCGUACAGCGAGAGGCCGUGUCCUGGGUGCCCCCCAGACACCUUAAUGGAAGACAGCAUACAUUUCAGCAACCCUCACAGCCGUCUGUACCCGCACCACACCGCCUCCAACCACGAGCUGUGUGGACUCCACCCUGCUGAGUACACCACCAUCCAGCACGGCCACACGUCCAACCCUGCAGUCCACAGCUACCACAUGAGUGUGGCACGCGGGCAGACCUGCGCUCACGAUCAGCCGCCACCUGAAGCCCCCCCAAAGCGCCCUCUCUACCCGUUACCCCCUCACCUCCAGCACCAGCAGCUCGCCGCACGCUCCAGCUGCCCAGGCGACUACCACUCCCUCCCUCAGUCCAACCCUCACGCCCCCGGCUCUCCUCUGGGGCGCUGCCUGGCUCCCACGCGAGCAGAGAGCGUGUCGGACUCACACCUGUACGAGCACCUCUCCACGACGCACCAUCACCACCGCCCUAAAGCUCUACCUGGCUGGGACUCGUACUACCGACAGCCUCCGUUACCCCCCUCCAGGUACGAGCCAUCGUCCUAUCAGAGCCUGCCGGACACUCGACAGUCCUCCUGUUACGCCCCGCCCUGGGCGCAGGACGGCUACGCCCCUCACCACUCCUCUCACCCGGCUCUCCACCCGUCUACCACACACUACUUAAACCACCCGCCUCCUCACCCGAACAGCACCCCUCUCCCUCCGUACAGCUCUCACCUCUCCAUGCCCUCCCACGCUCCUCCUCCUCCUCCUCCGUCCUACAUGCACGCAGAAUCCCCCGCGCACAGCCGCUACGAGGACAUGAGGGAGAAGGUGUACGUGAACCUGUGCAACAUCUUCCCCUCGGAGCUGGUGAGCCGGGUGAUGUCGAGGAGUCCGCACGUCACCGACCCCCAGCAGCUCGCAGCCGCCAUCCUCGCCGAGAAAGCUCAGACCGGAUACUGAAGGAGCUUUUAGAAAUAAGAAGCUUCAGAUAAUCCAGAUUCACAACGACAGAUUCAACAACUUCUUAUUUAUUCAGCAGCGAACUGUACGCAGAACUUUGUAUGCAUCAUAUUCAGGCACUUCUUUUUUGAAUCACAUGGAAGGAUUAUUUAAACGUUCGGCCCUUGUCGGUGGAAGCUGCUCGUCUCCCUGAGGUGACGUCGGAGUCGUAGCUGCAGAGAUGGGUGACCCUGUCGUGUGUACCUUAGUUUUAGUAAGGGACAUCUCUCUCUUUCUCUCUCUCUCUCUCUCUCUCUCUGGCCCUUUAUUCUGGGUCGACUCUGGUAUCUGCUACAGACGGGUAACACGAGUGAUCCAUCGCGUGCGGGCUGUAAAUAUAUUUAACCGAUGACCUCGCUGUGUUUGGUGAGCUGCCGCCCGGUGUCGUCUGUAGCAGAUCUCAGCUGAAUCCAUGCUAGACAGAGAAACCUUGUUUGAUACAAAUUGUAUCAUUAAUAAGUCGCUGGUGUUACACAGUACAUGGACUUGUUGAUCUGUAUUUAUCAAACUCUUGAUGUUUUUGUUGCUGUAGGAGGAAGAGCUGUGUUCCAGUCGAGACGUUCAGACGUUGAAUCUUGUGGAAGUUGCUUUGAGACAAUUAUUUCACACGUGUGUUGGGAACCUGAAGGAGUCGUCGGCCUGCUUUGUUCAGGCGUCACGACCUCUUCAUUUCGCUUUUGGGGGUUUGAAGCUGGCUUAGUUUUUACAGGAGCUCCUCUUAGAGAUCAUGUUUGAUGCGUACGCUAAAGGUUGGGGUUUUAAAUUUGCUCGUACAGCCUGCAAAGUUUCUUCACACUGAACGCUUGAAACAAUAGAGUUUUUAUUGUUCUGGUUCAAUCAGGAGACUAAGCAGACCGGCCCCUUCCUUGUUCUCUGAUAUUUAACUCCGGAAGUCCUCUAUCCUUUGGCGGCCAUUUUGGAAGUCAGAACAAUUUAAAAAGGAAAGGUAGUGCUCAGGUGGAGAUUUAUAAAUCAACAGAUUAGCUGCUUUCUUAAUAUCUUGGACAGUUAUUCCCUUCACAAUAAGAUCCAGUCUUUAUAGAACCAGAGAUGAUCUGUCAUGUUUGAACAGCUGAUUAAAUCUAGCAUGAAGUUUAAACAGUGCAAAUGUUCUAUGCUUUGAGAUGACUGGACUGUAAUUUGACAACUCACGACUGGCUAGUUUGUAUCAAUCAAUCAGUUAACAAUGAAGCUUUAUUUAUAAAGCACCUUUCAUACUAAUCAAAUGCGAGUCCAUGCAGCGCCCUCAAAAACUAGUUACAGAAUUUUAAAAUCAAAAAGAAAAGAAACAGGGAUUGUGAAGGAUGCAUUGAGAAUGAAGCCACUACAGCACGAUAACAAACCUUUAAGUUUUCUUAGAAUCAAUAUUUUUCAGCCACACUGUCACAAGACGGUACAUUAGAGUUGUUUAACACGAGAAUAAUAACUCCUGAGGCUACCUGAGCACUUUCUUUGCUCUGUCACACUUGAUUUCUUCACCCAGAUCCAGAUUAAAAAUUAAACAAACUUAUUCCACUGAAUUAGAUUCUGUCUUCCUCAUGCUCUGACAUGAACGCUGCAGGACAGACCCGCAGUGUCCAACCAAAAUGUCCACCAAGGAAUAAAAGCCACCAGAGCGAGCUCGUCAUCCUGUUCAUCACAAGCCAGCGACAAAGAGCCCACUGGUUUCUUUCCUGUCCAACGCGUCCCAUUGUACCGACGACAAAGCGUACAAUCACACGUGUUGUUGAAGAGAGAACCUUCGAGUAUAUUGAAGAAGCGCCUUCGCUCCGGCCUCCUGGCACCGUGUGUCAGUGUGGCACCUGAGCGUGGGCCCAAAGUAAUGCCUCUUCAUGGCAUUGUGCUUAUGACACAUCCAAUACUCUGAACUAUGUUCAGCUAUAUGUUAUGCAUGUUUUGAUUUGUUUGGAUUCUGCAUGUUUUUGUUUUUUUAUUUGUAUAUAGCUGUGUGUGAGUGCGAGCAGUGACGUUCCUGUAGGCUCACUUCGACACUAACAGGCUUGUUUUUCUGCGACUAUGUGUUUGAUUAGGAAUCUGUUGUGGUGUAACACCCUCUUUUACACAGGUAUGGAUUCAUGGAGAGUGAAAAUGGAAACAUUUUGUCACCGACUUUUGGGCAAGACGUUAUUCAACGCGACGUAACGACAAACACAGCAUGGUAAUUCUGUUUCAAAUGAUAUUUACAUUUUUCCAGUAGAGUAACUGUAACUAACCGAUUCUGUAACAUUUUCAAGUGUAUCUGUGAUUGUUGAUUAAAGAUGGUACUGAUGGAACCAA